Messenger RNA from Phytophthora nicotianae INRA-310, 1572 nucleotides. RefSeq lists its product as hypothetical. The transcript has a single exon. The record is from RefSeq and is a predicted model, not a curated record. Lineage: Eukaryota; Oomycota; Peronosporomycetes; Peronosporales; Peronosporaceae. The coding region runs from base 265 to 1383 and encodes 372 amino acids.
CACAGAUUAGUGGCAUCUUUUUCUUGCAUCUGGCUUGUCAUCUGUCGGGUUCCGAAUGCUGGUGAUCGACGUAACAGAUGAAAUAUACUGAUUUCACUAUACCGUCGUCCGAACUGACGCCGUCAUUUCGACACACAGGAAAGGCGAGCAGCUCCCUGUGUGCUCUUCGCGACGACAACCGGACCUGGCUAUUGAAAAGCCAUCGACGGCAGCAGGUUAUCUACGAGGCUUCCGUCGAACAGGCUGGUAGAAGCACAGACCUCCAUGCCGAUGGACGACGCCCACCCGGACGCGGACGUGCUGUCCUGGCACGAGCAGGUUCAACGCAAGGCGUCGCUGCCCAGAAGCGACAGCUUACCACAGGACGAGCAGCGUCCGCGAGGCAAGAGCGCGCCUGGAGUUGCGCCCAACGCACCAACAACAGGCGACACCCCGCCGCGACGUCGAGGCUUCUCGCUGGCGCGUCACCAGUCUGUGCCCAGCAUGUCGGUCGGCAAGUCCCGACGCCGUCGGAAGGUGACGUUCAAGAACAUGUACGCGCCCGACGUGGUGCCUCCGCCUAAAGUGGAGAGUUACGAUGAUCUGGUGUUCAACGUGGCCGGUCUGUUCCACACCACGUCGUUCCUACACGACCCGGAAGACUGGGGGGACGACCCGACCGGCAGCAUGUCGUCCGAAGACGAUUACUACGAUCCGGAACCGCCUCUGGAGCGCUCCGUGCCGCUCAUGAUCGCCGAGUUCCUCUACCGCUCGGCAGUGUUCCUGGGCUACCCACAGGGCGACACCCCGUGGCUUCCCGGAUUCCGAGAGGAGAAGCGAUUUUCCGGGAACGACGUGAAGCGCUGGAGACGACUCGCGCACUUUGACUGGGAGGCGGAGGAGCGGGAGUUCCAGAAGAACCACCGCAAGCCUGCGCCAGUGACAGAGGCACAGCCACGACUCGAUCGUACUGAAUCGGUGGAAUCCAAUGGGCACACGUCCGUCAUGUCGGCGAUUGGGACGAGUUUCCGAAUGCGACGACAGGAGAGUACCGUCAGUGUGGACUCGACGUCGUCCAGCUCGAGUAUGCGCAGUCAGGACAAUCAGGUCUCGGGCAAACCGAAGUUCCGUCGGGCGGUAUCCGGAUGGAUCCGAAAGCAUCGCCGUCAACUCAGUAAGGAGAACAACACGGUGACAGAACAGGCGAGCGAGGACGAGAGCGUCGACACGAGCGACGAGAAGAAGAAGCGCAAACACAAACCCGUGUCGUGGCUCAACCCGCCGCCCAUUUCUUCGUCUCGAGAUCUGACGCUGCUUGUGGACAUUAUCAACUCGUGCGUCUACUGCGGACAGUUCCAGUUCCGGAAACGCGAUAUUGUGCGUCUGUGCAAUAUCAAGACUUAGAUGCAAAUUAUUGCGCUGCUAGCCGAAGGAAGGUAGAAGCGCAAACUUUUUAGUGUUCUAACAGUUUCAUGGCGUUUUGUCAGUCGUGCAUCAAGUUACGAACUGUUUCCAGUAUUUGCCAAACGUUUUCGGUUUCAUAUUUCGUUGUUUCCUUCACUUAUAACUAAAAAAAUCUCCUUAAGUUUUUUU